Messenger RNA from Penicillium malachiteum, 1020 nucleotides. Its product is annotated as SUR7/PalI family protein. Gene Ontology annotation, biological process: fungal-type cell wall organization. The transcript is spliced from 2 exons. Gene Ontology annotation, cellular component: plasma membrane; cell cortex of cell tip. The record is from RefSeq and is a predicted model, not a curated record. Bases 1 to 1020 code for a protein of 339 amino acids. NCBI's taxonomy places the organism in Eukaryota, Fungi, Ascomycota, Eurotiomycetes, Eurotiales, Aspergillaceae.
AUGGGAAAAGGUGGUCGCAUUGCGUGUAUCAUCACGCCGUAUCUCCUCACGAUCGCUACGUUGAUUUGUAUCAUCAUCGUCGGUCUGGGAUGUACCAAGGCUAGCUCUAGUAGCUUGAGCAACCUUUACUUCUUGAGGAUCGAUCUCUCAAACUUGACAAAUGGCUCCAGUACAACCACUGAAAUCGAGAACCUUCUUGAGGAAUUCGGCAUCACCAGUGUCAACGCUACCGAUGUGGAGGACUUGGUAGACCAGCUGGCUAGCAACCAGGCCGAUAGUCUGGUCAAGGAAUUUUACGACAUCGGUCUCUGGGGUUACUGCGAUGGUGACAUCCGCAGCGGCGACUUCGACACUACCCACUGCUCCAAGCCCAAGUCCGAGUUCUACUUCGACCCUCUCUCCGUCUGGGGUCUGGAGAACAGCACUGCUGUGAAGGAUGAGCUUCCCUCCGAUUACAACAAGGAUAUGAAGAUAUACAAGGCCGUUUCCAAGUGGAUGUUCAUCGCCUACAUCGUCGCCUUCAUCCUCACCAUCGUCGAAAUCCUGGUCGGUUUCUUCGCUAUCUGCAGUCGCUGGGGUAGCUGCGUCACUACUCUCUUCGCUUUCGCCGCCCUCAUCUUCACCGCCGCCGCCUCAAUCACUUCCACCGUGCUCUUCGUCGUCUUCCGAAGCACCUUGGGCAAUACCCUCAAGGCCUACGGUAUUAAAUUGACUCUGGGCAAGAACAUGUUCGCCGCUACUUGGCUCGCGGUCGCUUUCUCUCUCGCUGCUACCUUCUUCUGGGUCUUCAGUGUCUGCUGCUGCUCUGGCCGCUCGCCUUACAACCACAAGAAUCAGCGCAACCGUGGUCUGACCGCUGAGAAGGCCCCUUAUACCUAUGAGCCUAUCGGUGCCGCUGGCGCCCUCCCUCCUCAGCAGCAGCACCAUACCUCUUACCCUCCUCCUCCUGACAACUCCUACCCCAUGACACACCAGCCGCAGCAGCAUGCUAGCUCUUACGAGCCUUUCCGGCACUCUUAA